UUGCCGCAGAGACGCCCCGCCCCCCGCGCGGUGCUGCGGAACCAGGAGCCCCGGGCGGCGGCGGCAGCCGAGGCUGGACAGGCGGCCAGGGGCGAGGGAAGGACAACGACGACGACGACGAGCGCGGGCCGGACCGAGCUGAGGCGAGAGCGGCCGCUGCAAAGCGGGCCAGCCGCACGGACGCGCGCGGGGCUCCAGACAUGGUGCUGAUCAAGGAGUAUCGAGUUGUCCUGCCUGUGUCUGUUGAUGAGUAUCAAGUAGGACAGCUGUAUUCGGUGGCAGAGGCCAGCAAAAAUGAAACAGGUGGUGGUGAAGGUGUGGAGGUCCUGGUGAAUGAACCCUAUGAGAAGGAUGGCGAGAGAGGCCAGUAUACCCACAAGAUCUACCAUUUACAGAGCAAAGUACCGACGUUUGUUCGAAUGCUGGCCCCAGAGGGAGCCCUGAAUAUCCAUGAAAAAGCGUGGAAUGCCUACCCCUACUGUAGAACAGUUAUUACAAAUGAAUACAUGAAAGAUGACUUCCUGAUUAAAAUUGAAACCUGGCACAAACCUGACCUUGGAACACUGGAAAAUGUGCACAAACUGGAGCCAGAUGUAUGGAAACACGUGGAAACUGUUUUUAUAGAUAUUGCAGAUCGAAGCCAGGUGCUUAGCAAGGAUUAUAAGCAGGAAGAAGACCCAGCAAGAUUUAAGUCAGUCAAGACGGGUAGGGGACCGCUGGGUCCCAACUGGAAGAAAGAAUUGGCAAAUCAGAAAGACUUACCAUACAUGUGCGCUUACAAACUGGUGACGGUCAAGUUCAAGUGGUGGGGCCUCCAGAACAAAGUUGAAAACUUUAUACAGAAGCAAGAGAAGCGUCUGUUUACAAAUUUCCACCGGCAGCUGUUCUGUUGGCUUGAUAAGUGGGUUGAGCUGACUAUGGAUGACAUUCGCAGGAUGGAAGACGAGACCAAGAGACAGCUGGAUGAGAUGAGAGAAAAAGAUCCUGUGAAAGGAAUGACAGCAGAUGACUAAUGCCAUCCCUUCCCCUCAGCACUUUUUGCAAGACAGUGGUCAGCAGGAAGGCCCAGCAGCUCCACCCUCCUGAGAGACAGGCCAUCUCCGGACCCAGCCUUUCUGUGCCUGCUUGACAGGCGAUUUCCAACCCCUCGUAGCUAAUUCUAGAUGCCCUUUAAUAUUGUGAACAAAUAGACCGUCUGGUAUUACUAAGCACACGUGUGCGGGAGCCGGCGCCUGCCUCUGAGACGUGUGGCGUGUAGGGCGCUGGAUCAACAGCUCCUCCCUCCUCUUUCCAUUGUGUUCUGACCCAUUUCCAUGUGGCCCCUCUUUCCAAGUGACAUUUCUAGCUGAAAUAGCUGUCUUUUGUGAUGUGAUUUAAAUGAUUUAAGUUUGUCUGUUUUAAACCUGGGAUAAACUGAGGCCUCUUGUGCCCUGGCCAGACCCUCAUGAUUCUGAGUGCUAACCUGGGGAGAAAGAAGCUCUCGGGUGGAUUGAUUGAUUUCUCUCUUCCUCUUUCCCGGUCCCUGCCCUCGCACCCCGGCUCUGGUCCCCGGAAUGGCAGUGCAGCUUCGAGACUCUUAACAUUUGCUUCUGGCAUCCCAGUAUUCCGGUGCUUUGUACCAACAGUAGCCAAGGCUUAGUUAGCCGGUUGCAGUUUAGGAGCAAAGCCCAGCCCAGCCCUAGGCACCAGCACCCGGAAUCCCUCUCUUUGGAGGCACCUGAUAGCUUCUUACACCAUUCUGUGACUCACUUUGUAUGCAUCGGCUUGCAGAGCCCAUCACGUGGCUGUCGAGUCUAGAGCUGCAGGGCCCUGCCCUAUUUGGCCCACCCUUGUGACGAGAUGCCACCUAUGAGAAGUGACCCCUUGGGGUGCUAUCUACGCCUGUGCCCUGCCUCCCAGUCAGGCUGGUGCUUCUGUUGAGCAAUAAUCCCAUGUUCUCUUGGAUCCCUCGUCCCUGGCUCUGAGCCUGGCUACGAUGCAGAGUCCCCAUCUUUUCCAGCUGCAUGCAAAAAAGCCCCCUUUGCCCUAAAGCUUCUGUAGUCGUCUCAUCUGCCAGGGCUGCUGGAGAGGGACUAGGAAGAAAGGGCCCUGAGGCCCAGGCCUUCAUUUUCCCCUGCUGAGCUCUGCUCCAGAUCGUCCCAUAGGGCCAGAGGGGCACCUCUGUCCCACACUCCGUCCGGGUGGGCCUGGUGAGGAGAGGUAGCCUCUAGCCAAGCUGGCCCUCCAGGCAGUCCUGAGCAUAGGGCUCUUCUCUUCAGUUAGCCAGCCGCUGGAGUCUCCUCCUCCUCCUCCUCCUCAGCAAAACCUGACAGGACUCUCAUCCUAGCCAAGGGCACAUACCAGAAGCAGCUGUGGUGGCACCAUUUCUCCAAAGCUGCUCCAGUCAUCAGUGUUCCAAGUCCAUGCUGCCCCGGGCUCGCACUGCCGAAGAGAGAGGCAGGAUCCCCAGCAGGGAGGAGGUAGUUUGUCUGCGGGUCUCUGUUAGUUUGCUUUGCCUUACUCAUUUCUAAGUGCAAUAAAAGGAGUGUAGGACUUCA
Monodelphis domestica (gray short-tailed opossum) is the source of this 2537-nucleotide messenger RNA. It is a transcript of the gene PITPNA, whose product is annotated as phosphatidylinositol transfer protein alpha. Gene Ontology annotation, molecular function: phosphatidylinositol transfer activity; phosphatidylinositol binding; phosphatidylcholine intramembrane carrier activity. Gene Ontology annotation, cellular component: cytoplasm. The record is from RefSeq and is a predicted model, not a curated record. Lineage: Eukaryota; Metazoa; Chordata; Mammalia; Didelphimorphia; Didelphidae. Gene Ontology annotation, biological process: phospholipid transport.